AUGACUUCAAAGAAGCAAGUGAGCCCAUGGCAGUCGAUAGUGGCAGGUGGUGCGGCCGGCGGGUUUGAAAGUCUUCUCACGUAUCCAACAGAGUACCUCAAGACCAGCCAACAACUACAGACCAAAAAGACCAACCCGCUGCACCUGCUGCUCAGCACCAUCCGCCAGCAUGGCCUCGGCCACCUCUACACCGGCAGCAUGGCCUUCUGCGUCUCGAACGCCUCCAAGUCCGGCGUGCGAUUCUUCGCCUUCGACACCGCGCGCAAGUAUAUGCCCGUCGACGCGCAAGGCAAGGUGACCUCUCUCGGCAAUCUCGGCGCUGGCAUGAUCGCUGGAGUUGCCGAGAGUGUCGCCGUCGUCACGCCGGGCGAGACUCUCAAGACCAAGAUCAUCGACGACCGCGCUGGAGCGAAGCAAUACCGAUCGGCCAUCCAUGCCAUCCGCUCCAUCGCGGCGACCGAGGGCGUCGCGGGGCUCUAUCGCGGCGUCGUCCCCGUCACGAUGAAGCAGUCGGCGAACGCGAUGGUACGGUUCACUAGCUACAAUUUCCUGCUAGGCCAGUUCCGCGCCUGGCAGCUGCCCUCGUCCCUGAGCACGGCAGGGGCGGGGGCGUUGGCCGGCGUGGUGACGGUGUACAUGACGAUGCCGUUCGAUGCGAUCAAGACGCGCUUGCAGGCGAUUGGGGGGUUGGAACGGUACAAGGGGACGCUCGACUGCGUGCAGUCGGUCAUCCGUCAGGAGGGCAUCACCUCGCUGUGGCGGGGGACGACGCCUCGUCUGGCUCGGUUGAGUGUAGUACAGUACAUCUCUUCACCUAACCCUGCCUCACGCAGUCGUUUUGACUCUGAAUAA
Aspergillus brunneoviolaceus CBS 621.78 is the source of this 852-nucleotide messenger RNA. RefSeq names its product putative mitochondrial solute carrier. The transcript has 3 exons. Gene Ontology annotation, biological process: mitochondrial citrate transmembrane transport. The record is from RefSeq and is a predicted model, not a curated record. NCBI's taxonomy places the organism in Eukaryota, Fungi, Ascomycota, Eurotiomycetes, Eurotiales, Aspergillaceae. Bases 1 to 852 code for a protein of 283 amino acids.